AAAUGCCAUGAUGGAGAUGGAGAUGCCAAUCUGGCCUCCGCGGCGUAAGGUAUGGAAUGGUCGGGGAUCAGUGUGACAAGUCAGAGCUCCACCUGUUUUAUCUCUGUGCAAUGAUUAGAAGGCGGUCAAUGUCAUCGUCUCCUGGGUCGCCCCGCGGCCAAGACACCGCCAGCAAUCUCUUUGGGCUUAUUCCGAUUCCUCAGGAGACUUACAUUUCAGACUCAAACCCUCUGGACUUUGCAGGACAGAAGAACUGAGGGACAGGGGUACUUACAUUCGAUUCCCGACAAGACCGCUGCCUCCCCGCCAUGUCGGACGACGAAGCCGACCCAGAGCUGCUCGCGCUCCUUCGGCAGCACUUCCUGGGCAAGCCCGCCGCCGAUGCGGAGCCGAACACGGGCGUACUCCAAGAUGCCGAGGCCGUCUACGAUGACUCCAUCGACGUCGCCAUCGACAUGCGGUCCACCAAAGCCGCCGCGCAGACCAUCCAUGCGCAGAUGCAGCGCAAAGAAUUUUCCGCCGGUUCUUGGUCCUCCCACGAGCUGCACCCCACCCCGUCCGGCCCCGACGACGAGGAAACCGUCGCUUUCGUCUUCGUGUUGGAUCUUUUGAACUUCUCCUUCUGGUCUGAUUUGCCGGACGAGGAGCGCUUUGCCAUUGAGUACCGUGGCCGCAUUUGGACCGGCUAUUGGAGCCUCGUCGCCGCCCUGCGUCGUGCCUUGGACGAAGCGAACGACGCCAAUGGCUCCAGCAACGGCGCCGCCUAUGAUGCUAUUGAUGGUGAGGGCGACAGUGGCAUUGAUGAUGCUAGCGGUCUCGAUGGUGCUAGCACUGGUGAGGCUGGUAGUGUCAGCGACGGUCGUGGUGUUGCUGACGGUGGUUUUGCCGGUGAGAGUGGCAGUGCUGGCGAGAGUGGUAGUGCUGGUGAGGUCGGCAGUAGUGCUGAUGAUGGUAACGGCGCCGAUGAUGGUAACGGUGUUGAGAGUGGUAGCGAUGGCGAGCAUAAUAGUGGCAUCGACGAAACCGAACAGGCUGCCAUCCCCAAGAAGAGGAAGAUCGCCAUCACCUCGCCCGACUUCUGGAAGAACGAAGACGAAUGCACCCUCGAGAUCCUCCGCCACGUCUUCCGUUCAGCGACCGAAGAGGAGAUGCCCAUGCUCGCCGAGCGCCUCGACUGCCUCCGCGAUGCCGGCCGCGUUCUCUCUCACCACUACGACGGCAGCGUGGCCAACCUGGUCCGCGCCGCCGACGGCUCCGCCGUCCGCCUCGUCAACCUGCUGGCCCGCGACUUCCCCUGCUUCCGCGACGAGCAUUUCUUUGCCGGCCGUCGCCGUCCCGUCCGCCUCCUCAAGCGCGCCCAGAUCUUCGUCGCCGACGUCUGGGCCUGCUUCGGCGGCCAGGGCUUCGGCGCCUUCCGCGACAUCGACAAGAUUACCAUGUUCGCCGACUACCGCGUUCCCCAAAUCCUCAACACUCUGGGCUGUCUAUAUUACAGCCCUUCCUUGGCCGCCACCAUUAGCCGUGGGGCGCUUAUCGAGAGCGGCUCGCGGUGGGAGGUGCAACUCAGAGCCUGCAGCAUCUGGUGUGUCGAGUUGUUGCGGCGGGAAAUCGUGAAGCAGCACCCCGACGCAAAAGUAAACGCCGUCUUGAUUGAUUUCUUCUUGUAUGAUACCAUGAAAGAGAUCGAGGCCGGGGGGAAGGAGACCGUUCGUCAUCAUAGAACAAGGAGCAUCUGGUACUGAAAUAGGUCGGAAUUUCGAGAACUGCAUUAGAGACCCCGGCAUAUGACGAGAUAGACAGGUGGAAUGUAUAUGAAUGGCACUAUUGCUGGGGUAUCUCACAGGUAGCCACAUGGACAAACCCCUUCCAGCUGCGAAGAUAUCAUUUCAAGAUGUGACUGGACAGUCGAGCAGAAUUGUCUUUUGAAGCUAGAGGUGAAGCCAGCCCGAACCCAGCAACGCCAACUUUACCGCCC
This is a messenger RNA of Sodiomyces alkalinus F11, 1975 nucleotides long. RefSeq lists its product as hypothetical. NCBI's taxonomy places the organism in Eukaryota, Fungi, Ascomycota, Sordariomycetes, Glomerellales, Plectosphaerellaceae. The coding region runs from base 309 to 1742 and encodes 477 amino acids. The transcript has 2 exons. The record is from RefSeq and is a predicted model, not a curated record.